AUGUCUAACGAACAACAAUCUGAAUUGAAACUAUGGGGUGGUAGAUUCACCGGUAAGACGGACCCUUUAAUGGAUUUAUACAACGCUUCGUUGCCAUAUGAUCAGAAAAUGUACAACGCAGACUUGGACAAUUCGAAAUAUUACACCGAAGGUCUUUUGAAAGCGGGACUUUUGAACCAAGAGGAACUCAGUGAAAUCCACAGGGGUUUGGAAGUCAUCCGUGGUGAGUGGGCCAGCGAGUCAUUUGUCGAAAAAGAAGGUGAUGAGGAUAUUCACACCGCCAAUGAAAGAAGAUUGGGCGAGAUCAUUGGCAGGCACAUUGCUGGAAAAGUACACACUGGUCGCUCCAGAAACGAUCAAGUGGCCACCGACUUGAGAAUUUACUGUCGCGAGGCCCUUGAAAAAAUGGAAAAGAUCUUGGGGGGUCUCAUUGGGGCCAUUCUACAGAGAUCAGAAACCGAAAUCGAUGUUUUGAUGCCAGGUUAUACUCAUUUGCAAAGAGCGCAGCCCAUCAGAUGGUCGCACUGGCUCAACUUGUACGCAACGUAUUUUACAGAAGAUUUCAAGAGAUUGGAACAAAUCAAAGAGAGACUCAACGUUUCUCCACUAGGAUGCGGUGCUCUCGCUGGCCACCCAUACGGCAUUGACAGAGAGUACAUCGCGGAGAAGUUAGGAUUUAAUGGCUGUAUCGGUAACUCUUUACAGGCUGUCUCUGACAGAGAUUUUGUCGUCGAGAUAUUGUUCUGGUGCUCCCUCUUUAUGAACCACAUUUCCAGGUUCAGCGAGGACUUGAUCAUUUACUCUACCGCUGAAUUUGGUUUCAUCAAACUAUCAGAUGCCUACAGCACAGGUUCUUCUUUAAUGCCUCAAAAGAAGAACCCCGAUUCUUUGGAGUUGCUAAGAGGUAAGUCCGGAAGAGUUUUCGGUUCUUUGUCAGGUUUCAUGAUGACUUUGAAAUCAAUUCCAUCAACUUACAACAAGGAUAUGCAAGAGGAUAAGGAGCCUCUGUUCGACGCCCUUGUCACCGUAGAACAUUCCAUUUUGAUAGCCACUGGUGUGAUUUCUACUUUAGUCAUUAACAAGGAGAAAAUGUUCAAUGCUCUUACUAUGGACAUGUUGGCAACCGAUUUGGCUGAUUAUUUGGUUAGAAAGGGUGUUCCUUUCAGAGAAACCCACCAUAUCUCUGGUGAAGCUGUUAGAAAGGCGGAGGAAUUGAAGCUCUCUGGUAUUGACAAGUUGACUGUUCAACAGUACAAGGAAAUUGAUUCCAGAUUCAACGAUGACGUAGUUGACGUUUUCGAUUUUGAAGUUUCUGUUGAAAGAAGAACCGCGACUGGUGGUACUGCUAAAUGUGCUGUUAUGAAGCAAAUCCAAAACUUGAAGAGCCAACUUUCUUAG
Lachancea nothofagi CBS 11611 is the source of this 1398-nucleotide messenger RNA. NCBI's taxonomy places the organism in Eukaryota, Fungi, Ascomycota, Saccharomycetes, Saccharomycetales, Saccharomycetaceae. The record is from the annotation of a GenBank genome assembly.